UGAGUGUCCACACAGAAAAACGAAAUGUGAAAAUGGGCAAACCUAGCGUUAAUUAUUAGCGUCUGUAUGCCGACCCCAAUGCUGAAAGAAAAUUAAAGAGCAGCAGCUCAAUUUCCAAGUGAGUUAGGGCAUAUGAUAUUUCCAAACGAUGGCUGAGCGGCGGAAGUCUUCUCGGUGAGUUAGGGCUGAGCGUAUGGUGAAUCGCUGUCAGGUUGUCUUCAAGUUUCUUCUCGGUGAGCUAUUUUCGCACUUGACUUCGUCUUCUUCGUUCGACUAGUUCUCGCACUUGCUGUCUUCAGGGGUAAAUCAACUGAUCCAGACAUGAUGCAACAUCCCGUUGAUGGCAAAGAAUGGAAAGAGUUUGAUGAGAACUACCCCGACUUUGAUAGUGAACCACAAAAUGUUCGAUUGGGGUUGUCUACAGAUGGAUUCAAUCCAUUUGGAAACAUGAGUUUAUCAUAUAGUAUGUGGCCAGUUGUUGUGGUUGUAUACAAUCUACCUCCAUGGUUGUGUACUAAAGAUCCUUAUAAGCUUUUAACUUUAUUAAUUCCAGGACCAUCUUCUCAUGGAAAGGAUAUUGAUGUGUUCUUGAGACCUCUCAUUGAUGAAUUAAAGGAGUUGUGGUCAGAAGGGAUGGUUGUACAUGAUGGAGCUACAAACACGUGAUUUCAAAUGCGGGCUACUUUACUCAUGACUAUUAGUGACUUUCCUGCUCGCAGUUGUCUAUCCGGUUGGAGUGGUCAAGGCUAUUAUGCUUGUUCUUCAUGCGAUGUUGAUACCCCUUCCAUGCAUAUCACAAGUAAAACAUGUUAUGUUGGGCAUCGAUCAUGGCUACCGACUGACCACAUAUUGAGGAAGAAUAAAAAGUUUAAUGGCCAGGUUGAUAAAAGCACUUCUCCAAAACAGAAGUCCACGCGAGAGAUAUUAGUAGGGGUGGGAUCGGUCCGGUCUAGGUCGGGUUUUUGCUAAACCCAGAAAUUACCCGGAAGGUCUCGGUGUUAGAACUAUUUAUUGUGAAUCAAGUUUGUCUGUAAUGUCUUGUUUAAGUAAAUUAGAAUAGAUGUACCAUUUAUGGUAUUAGGGUCUGUUUGCAACAGCUUCUGCUUUUAAAAAAGUACUUUUUUAAUGAAAUGGGGAGAAGUGAUUAAAUAAAAGUUGAUAGUGUUUGAGAAAAAAGUGAUUUUGAAAAGUAAAAGUGGGUAGUGUUUGGUAAAAUAAGUGUUUUUUGUGUAAUAGAAAAAGUAAAAGCACUUUUGACGCGGAAGCCGAGAAAAAUAAAAGUUGUAGUGUUUGGGAAAAUAAGUGCUUUUUUAAAGCCAAAAGCUGAUAAGUGCUUUUUUAAAAGCAGUUGCAAACCAACCCUUAGUCUUGUUAUGUAUUAAAUAGGAGUAAAGGAAUAUGGCCCAAAAAAAGGCUUUAGGCCCAAACUCCUAGGUAACCUAAUUUGGUAACCUGUGCAGCGCCUAUAAAUAUGCGCGUCCUGCACAGGUACCGUAGUCGAUCAUUCUAUUCUCUAGCCUUACGCCGUCAAAACAGUUCUCGAUAUAAUAGAAGAAGAAUUUCUCUGUUCUCGAUAUUGCUUUAUCAUUAUCAGAUCUUCUUUCUCUCUGUUUAUCGUUGAAUACCAUCUAGCUGUGUGUUAGUCUGCUGAAAUCUGAGACCAACACUCGGGUUAUGAAAAUUUGGGACCAGAACAAAGCCCAUUAUAUUCGGUCCGAGUCGGGUUUUUGGUAGCCCGGGUUCGGUCCAGGUUCGUGUUGGGCCGGUUAAAGCCCGAACGUGAAAUAUCACAUUGUUCUUUUAUAUUUUAACACCUA
Cuscuta epithymum is the source of this 1817-nucleotide messenger RNA. The record is from the annotation of a GenBank genome assembly. NCBI's taxonomy places the organism in Eukaryota, Viridiplantae, Streptophyta, Magnoliopsida, Solanales, Convolvulaceae.